AAAUUGAGAAACAUACUAUUAAAAAAUUAACCUAUAGAUACAUAAAUAGAUGAAAAGAUCAUAAGAAUCAGUUUCUACAGCAAGAACUAAGAAACAAAGGAAACAAAGGAAAAACAGGUUUUGAAGAUGUUGAAAAGAGAGAAAUACCUUUUGAUGAUCUUUGUCAUCAUUCUUCCUUUUUUCUGUGUUUGUGUUGAUGGUAAGCACUUUGUGCUGGUGCAUGGAGCUCUUCAUGGUGCAUGGUGUUGGUAUAAGGUGGCUCAUCAACUCAAAUCAGAGGGUCACAAUGUGACAACUCUAGACAUGGCUGCAUGUGGUGUGAAUACAGAGAAGAUUGAAGAAGUUGAUUCAGUUUCAGAAUAUCAUAAGCCUCUCAUCACAUUCUUGGCCUCUCUUCCUCCACAGGAAAAGGUUAUUCUUGUAGGUCACAGUCUUGGAGGGCUCUCAGUGUCCAUUGCCAUGGAAAAAUACCCUAAAAAAAUCUCUGUUGCAGUUUUCAUCUCUGCAGCUGUUGUCACUCAGAACCUCACCUUCCUUGCUUUUCUUCAAGAGGCAAAUAGAAGAUUGGGCAAUGAUUUGGAGGAACAAUACUUCAUAUUGGAUGGAAACAGAGCUCCAAUCCUCUCGUCAAUUGGAGUUGAAUUUUUUAGAUCUAGAUUGUACCAACUAUCAACAACCGAGGAUCUAACACUUGCUAUAUCUGUGGUGAGGCCUUUACCACCCUUUCUGAGUGAUGUAAAAUUAUUGGCAAAACAAAGUGCAGUAAGCAAGAAGAGGAAUGGAAGGGUUUCUAAAGUCUUCAUCAUUUCUGAAAAAGAUAAUUUGAUACCAGAAAACUUUCAAAGGUGGAUAAUUCAGAACACUGGUCCAUAUGCUGAUGUCAAAAAGAUAAAGAAUUCGGACCAUAUGGUCAUGUUUUCAAAACCAAAAGAGCUUGCUUUGGAAGUGUUAAAGAUUGCUUACAAAUUUUAAGUUCAAUAUGGUAAUGUAGUGUGCAUCAUAAAAUAAAGAAAUGUAAACAAAGACAUGUUUAUUGGACCAUUAUCAUAAACAUAUAAGUAAAGUUUGCACCUACUUGUAUACUAUAAUCUGAUAACAGGUGA
This is a messenger RNA of Vigna unguiculata (cowpea), 1103 nucleotides long. RefSeq names its product methyl jasmonate esterase 1-like. The record is from RefSeq and is a predicted model, not a curated record. NCBI's taxonomy places the organism in Eukaryota, Viridiplantae, Streptophyta, Magnoliopsida, Fabales, Fabaceae. Gene Ontology annotation, biological process: jasmonic acid metabolic process; salicylic acid metabolic process. Gene Ontology annotation, molecular function: methyl jasmonate esterase activity; methyl indole-3-acetate esterase activity; methyl salicylate esterase activity.